Arvicanthis niloticus (Nile rat) is the source of this 1828-nucleotide messenger RNA. It is a transcript of the gene Cd68, whose product is annotated as CD68 molecule. Lineage: Eukaryota; Metazoa; Chordata; Mammalia; Rodentia; Muridae. The record is from RefSeq and is a predicted model, not a curated record. Gene Ontology annotation, biological process: establishment of protein localization to organelle. Gene Ontology annotation, cellular component: late endosome membrane; lysosomal membrane; plasma membrane.
UGCCCCUCCUAGUUCAUUACUACUGUUUGCCAUGUUGCUUCUUGAAAUAACCAAAUGACCCACGUUACUGAAAUUUGCUAUUGAUAGUAUAUAAUAAGCCUCAGUGUUAGACAAUGCUUCCAGCUUUGAGAAAGCAGUAAUGGGUUCAAAGAGUGUAACUUGCUGCCUAAGACUUAACUGGUUUUUAGGCCUAACUCAGAUGUGGGUGCUAAUUGUCCAUUACCUUGUGGUUGCAGGGAGAGAUGUUUUUCUGUAGCUCUUGCUGUUCUGGAAUUCUAUAUGGGCAAGGCUAGCCUCUUGGAUCUGCCUACUGCCUCCAGUGCUAGGAUUGAAGCACAUGGGUGGGGUAGGAUUUCUUAACCAAUGAGGAAAGAGCUUCCCAUUUGUCUUUGAUUUGUAAACUCCCAAGUAGAGCAAGUUUUGCUUAAGUAAGUUCCUUGUGAGUCAACUGCCCCAUUCUCACGUGGUAAUUAAGACUGCCGCCCACUGAAAAGGCCAUUGCCAAUCACAGCCUAAUUGUGAAAACCAAUGACAGAGGGUGGCUAGAGCUGAGGUGUCUGAGUCAGGUUUGGGGUGGGAUUAUUUUAGUUAAGGGAAGUAAGACUUUCAUUUCCCCUUCCAAGAGAAGGCAGAGGGGAUUGGGUUGAGGAAGUAAUUGGUAUAGCCUAGCUGGUCUGUGAGCAGCUCUACCAUGAGGCUCUCUGUGUGUCUUCUCUUGUUGGGACCGCUCAUAGCCCAAGGAACAGGGAAAGACUGUCCUCACAGAAAGGCCGCUACUCUCCUGCCGUCCUUCACGGUGACACCUACAGCCACUGAAAGCACAAGUCCUACGACCAGCCACAGGUCCACCACUACCGGUCACGGGAAUGUCACGGUUCAUACCAGCUCUGGACCCACGACUGUCACUCAUAACCCUGCCACCACCACCACCAGUCAUGGGAAUGCCACAGUUUCUCCUACCACAAAUGGCACCGCUACUAGUCCAGGAUUCUCCACUGUUGGCCCUCACCCUGGACCACUUCCACCCUCGCCAAGUCCUAGUCCAAGCUCCAAGGGGGCUCUUGGAAACUACACGUGGACCAAUGGUUCUUGGCCUUGUGUUCAGCUCCAAGCCCAAAUUCAAAUUCGAAUCCUGUACCCAACCCAGAGUGGAAGAAAGGCCUGGGGCAUCUCUGUAUUGGAUCCUAACAAAACCAAGGUGCAGGGGGGCUGUGACGGUGCCCAUCCCCAUCUGCCUCUGUCAUUUCCUUAUGGACAGCUUACCUUUGGAUUCAAACAGGACCUACAGAGUCAGAACCAGAGUACAGUCUACCUCUACUACAUGGCAGUGGAAUACAAUGUGUCCUUCCCACAGGCAGCACAGUGGACAUUCUCCGCGCAGAAUUCAUCUCUUCGAGAGCUCCAAGCUCCCCUGGGCCAAAGCUUCUGUUGCAGAAAUACAAGCAUAAUUCUUUCUCUAGCUGUCCACCUUGACCUGCUCUCCUUGAGGCUACAGGCUGCUCAGCUGCCGGACAAGGAACACUUCGGGCCCUGUUUCUCUUGCACCAGUGACCAGUCCCUCUUGCUGCCUCUCAUCAUUGGCCUGGUCCUCCUUGGCCUCCUCACCCUGGUGCUCACUGCCUUCUGCAUUGCCCGGAGCAGACAGUCGCAAUCAACCUAUCAGCCCCUCUGAGCAUCUGCUCCAGUUCACUACGUAGGCCACCAAGAAGCACCCUCAUUUCUUCAACAUGCAACUGACUCAACGGCGAUAUCUUCCUGCUCUUAAAGAACAAAAUUAAGAGAUUUUAUUAUAGAUGUGGGGAGUUAAUAAACAUGAAUGGUACCCACU